GAAGCCGCCAUGGCUACCGACGGCCUCAGCCUCGGGAAGGCCUUCGCCGUCCUGCUCGGCGUCUCCUCCCCCGUGAUCAUCUUCGCGGGCUACCAGGCCUACCGCACCGGCCGCCUGGCGAGGGGUUGGCGGCGGCUGCGCGUCUGGGCGCUCGGCGGCGCCACGACCCUGGAGGAGGCGCUGGGCUACACCUGCGCCCUGUGCGGCGGGAGCUUGGACGCCCGCGAGGAGGUCCGCACGCUCUCCUGCGACCACGUCUUCCACCGCUGCGGGAGCGAGAAGUGCAAGAACGCCAUCGACGACUGGCUCCGCGAGAACCGCGUCGCCUGCCCGGCCUGCCGCAAGGUCGCUCUCCCCGUGUCGCCGUGGAAGGCGCCUCCCACAUCGGCGCCGUCGGCGUCGGAUUUGGAGGAUCCACUGGUGCGUCAGGUGCCGUCGCCAUCGGCUUCGUCUUCGGGGUCUCAGGAGCUGCCGCUGCCGCUCUCGACAAUGGCGUCGGGGGAGGACCCACCGCUGUCGUCGCCGGUGUCGGAGGAGUCACGGCCACAGUCGUCGUCGCCGUAG
Messenger RNA from Setaria italica (foxtail millet), 564 nucleotides. RefSeq names its product E3 ubiquitin-protein ligase RNF149. Gene Ontology annotation, biological process: protein ubiquitination. The record is from RefSeq and is a predicted model, not a curated record. Gene Ontology annotation, molecular function: ubiquitin protein ligase activity. Bases 10 to 564 code for a protein of 184 amino acids. NCBI's taxonomy places the organism in Eukaryota, Viridiplantae, Streptophyta, Magnoliopsida, Poales, Poaceae. The transcript has a single exon.